AUGACGAGGGCAUGGCAACUCUGGCUCUCGCCGCGCCCCCGGAAGCGCACCAACAUCUCUACCCAGUCCUCCUUUGUCACGGCGGGAGACGCAGCGCGGUUCGACAUUCUCACCGAAGAUGAUGGCCGCUGGGGCCUCAGAGAGACACACUUCAUCAACAACCCGCUUGUUAAGGCUGGCAAGUCCGGUCCGCCGCUACACAUCCAUUUGUUGCAGGAUGAGUACUUCAAGGUCGAGCAGGGUGUCCUCGGAGCCAUCACGGACGGCAAAGAGCAUGCCAUCACUAAAGACGACGGCGUCCUCUGCAUCCGUGCCGGCACCAGGCAUCGGUUCUGGUCUCACGAGAGCGCCACCGAGUCGCUCGUCUUCCACGGCUGGGCGCACCCCCAGGACAGGGACCACAUCCUCGACGAGAACUUUUUACGCAACCUCCAGGGCUACAUGGCCGACUGCCACCGGGAGGGCCUGAAGCCGUCCGUCUUCCAGCUCGUGCUGUUCUCCUACGAGGCCUCGACGCUUGCGACGCCGCCCUUCUGGGUGCCCAUCAGGCUCCUCACCGCGGUGAACCACGUCCUGGCGUACUGGAUUGCGGCAGGCCUGUUAGGUUACAAGGCGGCGUAUCCUGAAUACACCGUUCGACCGAGAAGCGACUAG
Molecule: messenger RNA, 654 nt
Organism: Colletotrichum destructivum
Lineage: Eukaryota; Fungi; Ascomycota; Sordariomycetes; Glomerellales; Glomerellaceae
Product: Putative rmlC-like cupin domain superfamily, rmlC-like jelly roll protein
Exons: 4
Coding region: 1-654 (217 amino acids)
Source: RefSeq, a predicted model, not a curated record